Messenger RNA from Tachysurus vachellii, 1185 nucleotides. RefSeq names its product polymeric immunoglobulin receptor (gene pigr). Bases 93 to 965 code for a protein of 290 amino acids. NCBI's taxonomy places the organism in Eukaryota, Metazoa, Chordata, Actinopteri, Siluriformes, Bagridae. The record is from RefSeq and is a predicted model, not a curated record. The transcript is spliced from 6 exons.
AUGGGAUUCAGUCAGAACGGAAGGGAAAGUUCUCAAAACAACAGCUCAGGGGAAAGGAGCAACUCAGUCAUAGUACGUCCUUCAGUUUCAGGAUGACUCGUCUGCUUUUUCUCGUUGCGCUCCUUCCUCAGCUUCCAGGUGUCCGGUGCUCUGUGAAGACAGAUAAAGAAUGGACAGUGUUCGAGGGUAAAUCAAUCACUGUCCCCUGCUACUACAUGCCUGAGUACACUCUGAAUGUGAAGUACUGGUGCCAUGGCUCCGUAUAUGACUUCUGCUCCAGUCUAGCUCGCACAGACAAGCCGGACAAUGCUCCAUCCUCAAAUGAGAGAAUAACAAUCGCUGAUGAUCCCACGCAGCACAUGUUCACAGUGACCAUGCGUGAGCUGAAGGAGACGGACUCAGGGUGGUACUGGUGCGGGGUGGAAAUAGCAGGGAUAUGGACCACAGACAGCGCCACGUCAGUUUAUAUCAGUGUCAUACAGGGUAUUUCAGUAGUGAACAGUGAAGUAAGUGCUGAGGAGGGUGACAGUGUCACUGUGCAGUGCCACUACAGUAAGAAACAUAGACAGAAUGUUAAGAAGUGGUGCAGGAGCGGCCACUUAAGAUCUUGCUCAUUUACAAACAACGGGACGUUCAUCAGUGAAUCUUUGCUCAUCAACGAUGACCAAAUGGACACAGUUACCGUGACGAUGAAGCACCUGGAAAUGCGAGAUGCAGGAUGGUACUGGUGUGGAGCCGGCGAGCACCAAGUGUCUGUUAAUGUGUUAGUCACUCCAAGAUCAAGCACAACUGCCUUGGGUGUAUGUACACAAAAUAAGCUGACUGAGGCUUCUGUUAAAGCUCAAAACUCCAACAGUUACACGGUUCAGUGUUUUCUGAUAGUGUGUGGAUCUCUGAUCUUCUUGCUGACUGCAGUCUUGGGAACAAGGAGGAUUAUGAGAGGAUACAGAUUGCUAAACUUUUAACUUUCUUUUUGUUGAGAUUUUUGGAGUUUAAGUAUCACACCUCAGGUGUGAUAGAUUUUUUUAUAUAUUCAGGUUUUCAAGCUAUAACAGGAAGUAUACUAUAAAACCGUCUAUCCUAAAGUCUUUGUCACAUUAAAACAGACCUCAUAAAUAUUUCUGAAUCUUCAAUGAAAAAUGUGUCUAUAAUUAAUGUAAUAAAUAAAUAAUCAUUAAAAAGAAA